AACGUAGAAAUUUCUGACUAUCGAUAAUGAGUGGAAGAGGCAAAACCGGCGGCAAAGCGAGAGCGAAGGCUAAGACUCGCUCCUCCAGAGCAGGGUUGCAGUUCCCCGUCGGUCGUGUUCACAGACUUCUCCGCAAGGGGAACUACGCCGAGCGCGUCGGUGCCGGAGCUCCCGUCUAUCUGGCGGCUGUGCUCGAGUAUCUGACCGCUGAGAUCCUGGAGUUGGCUGGAAACGCCGCGAGAGACAACAAGAAGACCCGCAUCAUUCCCCGUCACCUGCAGCUGGCGGUGCGCAAUGACGAGGAGCUCAACAAACUCCUGGGUCGAGUGACCAUCGCUCAGGGCGGCGUGCUGCCCAACAUCCAGGCCGUGCUGCUGCCCAAGAAGACCGAGAAACCCGCCAAAGCCAAGUAAACCGAGUCCGCUCUGUUUCUCAAACACAAAGGCUCUUUUAAGAGCCAC
Messenger RNA from Carassius gibelio (silver crucian carp), 461 nucleotides. Its product is annotated as histone H2A-like. Bases 27 to 413 code for a protein of 128 amino acids. NCBI's taxonomy places the organism in Eukaryota, Metazoa, Chordata, Actinopteri, Cypriniformes, Cyprinidae. Gene Ontology annotation, molecular function: DNA binding; protein heterodimerization activity; structural constituent of chromatin. The record is from RefSeq and is a predicted model, not a curated record. The transcript has a single exon. Gene Ontology annotation, cellular component: nucleosome.